Neogale vison (American mink) is the source of this 8130-nucleotide messenger RNA. It is a transcript of the gene SHROOM4, whose product is annotated as shroom family member 4. The coding region runs from base 135 to 4742 and encodes 1535 amino acids. The transcript is spliced from 10 exons. The record is from RefSeq and is a predicted model, not a curated record. Gene Ontology annotation, molecular function: actin filament binding. Gene Ontology annotation, cellular component: adherens junction; apical plasma membrane; cortical actin cytoskeleton. Gene Ontology annotation, biological process: actin filament organization. NCBI's taxonomy places the organism in Eukaryota, Metazoa, Chordata, Mammalia, Carnivora, Mustelidae.
GCCGGCAGAGUAGGCGGAGCAGGGCGGUGCGGGGUGGCGUAGCGCUGGAGGGCGAUGGUGGCGGAGCUGCUGGGGGCGGAGGCAACGUAGCCCCCGCGGAAAAGGAGCCCCGCAGCGCCUGAGUCGAGCCGAGGAUGGAGAACCGGCCUGGGUCCUUCCAGUACGUCCCUGUGCAGCUGCAAGGGGGGGCGCCCUGGGGCUUCACCCUUAAGGGGGGUCUGGAACACUGCGAACCGCUCACGGUGUCUAAGAUUGAAGAUGGGGGCAAGGCAGCCUUGUCCCAGAAGAUGAGAACUGGUGAUGAGCUGGUGAAUAUCAAUGGCACUCCAUUGUAUGGCUCCCGCCAGGAGGCCCUCAUCCUCAUCAAAGGCUCCUUCCGGAUCCUCAAGCUGAUUGUCAGGAGGAGAAACGCCCCUGUCAGUAGGCCGCACUCAUGGCAUGUGGCCAAGCUGCUGGAGGGAUGCCCUGAAGCGGCCACCACCAUGCAUUUCCCUUCUGAAGCCUUCAGCUUGUCCUGGCAUUCCGGCUGCAACACGAGUGACGUGUGUGUGCAGUGGUGCCCACUCUCCCGCCACUGCAGCACUGAGAAAAGUAGCUCCAUCGGCAGCAUGGAGAGCCUGGAGCAACCAGGCCAAGCUACCUACGAGGGCCACCUCUUGCCCAUAGAUCAGAACAUGUACCCCAACCAGCGCGACUCAGCUUAUAGCUCCUUCUCGGCCAGCUCGAAUGCCUCUGACUGCGCCCUUUCCCUCAGGCCAGAGGAGCCGGGCUCUGCAGAUUGCCUCACGCAAGGCCCCGGGCCAACAAAAGCCCCUAAUAGCCGGCCAAGCGUGGCCGAGACCUCAGGAGGUAGCCGGCGAACCACCGGGGGCCCCCUGACUCCCAGCUCCCAGCUGUCAUCCCGCCCACAGGAGGCCCACCACUCAGGGCCUGCCAAGGCUGCCAGAGGCCCACCACAGCCUCCAGUGAGGCGAGAUAGUCUGCAGGCCUCCAGAGCCCAGCUCCUCAAUGGAGAGCAGCGCAGGGCAUCUGAGCCUGGGGACUCCUCGCAGCAGAAGGAGAAAGUGAGCUUAGACACCAUGCUAUCCCCAAGGAACCCUAGCAGGUUCUGCUGCCUCAGUGGGCAAGACCAAGUGGCAAAUGAGGGCCAGCAGAACUGUGAGCUCAGCCAAGUUUCUGAAUCCAGCCAGCAGGACCCUGAACAUCUACUGAUGGAGGCCUCAGCCAAAGCUGUCGGAUUCCCAAAAGUGUAUGAUAAAGCUUCCAGCAUAGAUUCCAGCCAGCUCAACAAAGCUUCGGCAGAGCUAGCUAAGACUUCUUCUUUUGGCAGCCUUCCACACCUCACAGGACUCACCGGGCAUCGCCACAGUGCCCCAGAACAGCUGCUGGCAUCCCACUUACAGCAUGUGCACCUUGAUGCCAGGGGCAGCAAGGGCACAGAGCUCCCAGCUGGGCAAGAUGGCCAUGAGUGGACUCUGUCACCUUUGCAUAGCAGCCACACAGGGAAGAUAAGUCCAUGUCCCCCUCCAGGAGGAGCCCAGGACCAGCUCAGCAAAGAAAGAAAGACCAGGCAACUGGAUGAUAGGCCCUUGGGUUCAGGGCAUCAGAGCCCAAGCAGUUCACCACACAGAGAGGCUGAUGGACACCCUCCAGAGAAAGGUCUCCAGGACCCAAACAGAGCAUGCCGAGCAGGCAUUGACCUAGCCAGCCAGCAGCCCUCUGCCUCUGGCUCCCUUGUUCAACAAGCCAGGGACUGUUCUUCAGCCACUAAAGGAGCUGGCAGCACAGAGGCCACUGAAGAAGGGGAGUGUGGCCGGGUGGGUGGUAGACGGAAUGGAGGACCCCGGGGCCGCUCAAUCCAAAACCGGCGGAAGAGUGAGCGUUUUGCUACCAAUCUGCGUAAUGAAAUCCAGAGGAGGAAGGCCCAGCUCCAGAAAAGCAAGAACCCCUUGUCACAGUUGUGUGACACUAAGGAGUCUGUAGAGGAGACUGAGGAGCCCCUAGAAAGUACUCCACUUCCUGCCUCUAACUCAUCUCUUCUGUCCUCAUGUAAAAAACCACCUAGCCCCAGAGAUAAGCUCUUCAACAAGAGCAUGAUCCUCAGGGCUCAGUCUUCAGAGUGCCUCAGCCAAGCCCCAGAGAGCCAUGAAUCGACAGGCUUGGAGGGACAAAUAAGCCCUUCCCAGAGGCCUGGCCAGCCCUCUGUGGGCCUGAACACCUGGUGGAAAGCAUCUGAGCCCUCCUCGUCAGACUCUGAGAAAACAAGUGUUCACCGCAGAGUCCGUGGAGGUCACUGGCGGUGGUCUCCAGAGCACAACCUGCAGCCACAUAUGGCACUAGCCAUGGAAGGCCCUUCUAACCCAGGUGACAGCAAGGAAUUGAAGGCUUCUGCUACCCAAGCUGGGGAGGAAGCCAUCCUCUUGCCCUUCGCAGACAGAAGAAAGUUCUUUGAAGAGAGCAGCAAAUCCUUCUCUGCAUCUCAUUUGCCAGGUUUAACCACUCACAGCAGUAAGACUUUUACCCAGAGACCAAAACCUAUAGACCAAAACUUCCAGCCAAUGAGCUCCAGCUACAGGGAACUGAGGCGCCAUCCGAUGGACCAGUCCUACCAUUCCGCAGACCAGCCAUAUCGUGCUCCAGAGCAAUCGUAUCAUUCCCUGUCACCCCUUCAGUCAGAAACUCCCACCUACUCCGAAUGUUUUGCAAGCAAAGGUCUAGAACAAUCCAUGUGCUGCAAGCCACUGCACUGCAGUGAUUUUGAGUACCGCAGGACCUGCUCUUACUCCUGCGGCAUCCAGGGAGCCGUAGUCCAUGACCCUUGCAUUUAUUGUCCUGGAGAGCUCUGCCCAGCUCUGAGGAAGAGAAACAUGAUGCCCAACUGCUACAGCUGUCGAUGCCACCACCACCAGUGCAUCCGGUGUGCAGCGUGCUAUCAUAACCCCCAGCACGGUGGCCCUGAGGACAUCAGCCUGGCGCCUGGCACCACCUGGAAACCCAGGAAGCCCACAGUGCAGGAAUUUCCUGGGGACAAAUGGAAACCAAUAACAGGAAACAGGAAGACCAGCCAGUUAGGGAGGGAAAUGGCUCAUUCAAAGGCUAGCUUGUCUUGGGCAACACCGUUCCAUCCUUGCCUUGAGAACCCAGCACUGGACUUGUCAAGCUACCGAGCAAUCUCUUCCCUUGACCUUCUCGGAGACUUCAAGCACUCCUCGAAAGAAACAGAGGAAACUUCCGCUUAUGAGGAGGGGAACUCCAUGGCCUCCAUGCCCCGCCCGCUGCGGAGUCGUGCCUUCUCAGAGAGUCACAUCAGCUUGGAGCCACAGAGCUCUGGGGCCUGGGGGCAGCAUAGGAGAGAACUCUUUACCAAAGUUGAUGAGACCCAGCGGGAUCCUUUGGGAGCCCGAAAGAAGGCCUUUCCUCCUCCUCGCCCUCCUCCUCCCAACUGGGAGAAGUACAGGCUAUUCCGGUCAACCCAGCAGCAGCAGCAACAGAAGCAGCAACAAGAGGAGGAGGAAGAGGAGGAAGAAGAGGGAGAAGAGGAGGAAGAGGAAGAAGGGGGAGAGGAGGAAGGGGAGGAAGAGGAGCUGCCCCCCCAGUAUUUCAGUUCAGAAACCACUGGUAGCACUGCCCUCCAUCCUGAAGAGGUCCUGGAGCAGCCACAACCCUUGGGCUUUGGCCACUCGGAGGCUUCAAAGCAGAGCUCACAGAAGCACCCAACAGAACAAGAGUCCUCUGGUCUCCACCCCAGCGAUUUCCUGCCUCCGGUGAGGGGCCACUUGGGAUCUCAACCUGAGAAGACUCAGCCCCCUUGCUGUUACAGUACAGGUGGGCUUUGGAGGACAUCAGAGAAGGAAAUCACCAACUCCCCCAAACCAGAAGCCUCGAUGGCAGAAGAGUCCAAACCCACGCCAGCGUGGAGCCAGAGCUACUUCUUCCCUGAGGAGCAGUUCUCUUUCGUGGGCUGGGGCUCUGAGAAGCAGCACCUCAGCCCCACAGGCUUCAGUGAACCCAAGACAACAGGACAAGAAUUUCAGCACUUCUCACCUCCUCUGGGGGCCCCAGGGAUGCCUACCUCUUACUCAGCCUAUUACAAUAUUUCUGUGGCCAAGGCAGAACUGUUGAACAAGUUGAAAGACCAACCCGAAAUGGCAGAGAUUGGCCUGGAAGAGGAAGAAGUUGACCAUGAACUGGCUCAAAAAAAGAUACAGCUUAUUGAGAGCAUCAGUAGAAAACUUUCUGUCCUGCGGGAGGCCCAGCGAGGACUGCUAGAGGACAUCAGUGCCAAUUCUGCCCUUGGGGAGGAGGUGGAAGCCAACCUAAAAGCGGUCUGUAAAUCCAAUGAGUUUGAAAAAUACCGUUUGUUUAUCGGGGACCUGGACAAAGUGGUUAACCUGUUGCUGUCCCUCUCUGGACGACUGGCCCGGGUGGAGAAUGCUCUCAACAGCAUCGAUUCAGAGACCAACCAGGAGAAGUUGGUGCUGAUAGAGAAGAAGCAGCAGCUGACAGGGCAGUUGGCAGAUGCCAAGGAGCUGAAGGAGCAUGUGGACAGCCGGGAGAAGCUGGUGUUUGGCAUGGUCUCCCGCUACCUGCCUCAGGACCAGCUCCAAGACUACCAGCACUUUGUGAAGAUGAAAUCUGCUCUCAUCAUCGAACAGCGAGAGCUGGAGGAGAAGAUCAAGCUUGGGGAAGAGCAGCUCAAAUGUCUCAGGGAGAGCCUACUCCUGGGGCCCAGCAAUUUCUAAUCCACCAGUAGACUGACAUGCCAUCCCUGCCCAGACACAACGGGAAGUGCUUUCAACCUUUGUUAGCAGUUUGUUAGCAAGUAGAUAGCAGUUAGUUAGCAGUUUGUUCCAUAGCCUCUACCUUGGACAUCUGUCACUGCCCCUCACCUAGCAAUACCCCCAUCCAGCUAGGAGUCCCUGAGGAGGCCCCAAACUUCUACCCUAGGGAGAAGCAAGAAGCAGGAAGUGCCUGCAGCAAGGUGUGAUUAUACAACCACACUCUCAUUCCCACAGUUUGCAUAGGCAAGCACUCACUGCACACAGAACCAAAAAAAUGUCUUCAUUCUUCUUGGUACCAGGACUCCAAAGACAUCAUGCACUCACCACCCAUCCACACCACAAUCCGCCUCUUGAGGCUCAGAGAGAAUCUGCCUGUGUAGCUCCAUCCUGCUCAAGGUUCGUUGCCCAGCCAUUUCCCACAGAGAUCUGAAUGUCUUGAAGGUAUCACUCACCACCAAUUUAAGGGCCUCAUGUAAGCUUUGCAGUGGGAAGCACAGAAAGAAGAAAUUACAUGAAACAAUGUAAGCAAAGACUGGGAACCCCUAGGUGCCCCUGCAGAAGCUAGGCUUACAUGAAUCAGCUCCAUUUCCACCUUCCCCAGCAGCUGACUGAGGGGGAAGGAGGCCUACUCUCUGCCCUGGCUAGUGUGGCCUUCCUCCUGUCCUGAGACUUUUGGCCUACCACAUUCUGUCCCUUCCUACCUUUCCUUGCUGGGGGUUAUAGGUGCCUACCCUAAGGUCUUCACGCUAUGGGCCAUUAAGAGCUCCACUAAAGCUGACUUCUGGAUACACAUUUCAUUAUUGAGGAAGGGAUUCUUUGCUGUACUUUAAAUGACCUUUUGAUUUUAUUUAUUUUUAUGUUUUGAUUUUUUUUUCAUUUUUGUUAACUAAGAAGGUGAGAAAAGGGGAAUCAGAGAGGGAAAAGUAAUUCCAGAAGGAAGGUGUUUUCUGUAGAUCAGCCUGAAUUUCACCAAGGUUAGAUGAGCAAAAGCCAAAGCCUCAAAUUCUUCGCCCCUGCCAACCCUGCGAGAGCCAAAGUCUUGAAUUCUUUCCCUGAAGUUUACAAGGGUCUACGAAAGGAGUUUUCACCUUGAACUCAGCUUACUUUGGCCUGGCCCUAUACUUUCCUUGACAUCAGGAUAACCAUAAGCUUAGCAUUCCCCAACAGGUUUAAGUUUUAAGGGUUUACCCAUUUUUCUACCACCUCCCAUCUAAGAAAUUGGGUAGCAGAGAGUUCAGGAGAUCUUCCAUCUCACAUUUGCUUUUUCCAGCCUCUGGCCUGACCCAGGGAACUGAAAUUCAUGGUAGCUAGAAGCUCCAGUCAGGGCCACCCCUUCAUAAACCACCCCCCCAACCCACAACCCACCCCUCCACCCCUGCCCAGAGCAACUUGCGACCCAGCCAGGAUCUUAGGCACACAAACAAUGAACGCUGCUAUUGUUGCCAAGGUCCUGUCCUAGAAAAUUGGAAAAUCCCUCAGGUGGGCGACAGCAGGAAAGGAGCUGUGACCAAACUCUAGCCUAUUAUCCAGCUCCAUUCCCUCUUCCUCGCUCACUGGAGCCCCUGGUUCCUGUUGCACAGCCCUGCCCAGUUAAGCCCUGACAUCUCUUCUAGUUACUGCUGAGUUUCCCAGGGUCCUUGGAGGUGAACUGUAGCAGCAGGGAUGCCUCAUUCAGCCAAAGAAUUUGCCAAAGAACUUUGCUGCUGCUACAAAUACUGCUCUCUAGCUUCCAUUUCCUCUUCAUUGUAUUUGGAAACAAUGGAAGAAUCUUGGCCAGCUGUGUGUCCUGAGGGGGUCCCUUGGUAUGCUCUUAGUGAACUGCUGCUAUCAGAACCACUGUUAAAAUGUCAACCUGCCAUUCUCCCCUCAAGUGGAGGAAUCUAUGCUAUUCAGGAAGGCUGAUGGCUUGUAAAGGGCUAGGCUUACCCAAGCCAAGGUUGAGGAAGGUGGGGGAGUGCUAUGAAUAGAGGCUGCUGUUGUCAUCUUUUUUUUUUUUUUUCUUAAACAGGCUCUAGGAUAAAUAAGGAGUAAAUUGAGAUGUCCUGUAUGGGGGUGGUUUGAGGCCAACAUAAUCCAUCAUUCUAAGAUUUGGGGUGGUGCUAAAACAGCUUUUUGGGAACACUGACACAGGGAAAAGAGUACCUGGACACAAAGACCACAUUCUGGGUUUUCCUAGUCAGCAUUAGAUUGGUUGUAUAUUAAAUUUAUCACUCUAGAAGUACUAUUGACUAUGUUAUUUUUGUCCCUCAUCCCACCUGAGAUUAGAGUUGAAAUCAGAACAAAAGGAUGCUCAUUUUCACCAGAAGGAUGGUUUCUAAAGCACUUAAUAAAAUAACCCCUAUACUGAGCAGUGAAGCUUGGCAGACAAAAGUCUGCUACUAAACAGGAACUAAUGCCCCAAGCUACAGAUGUGAAUGAUGGUUCUUCAGAGCUGUCAGUAUUAUUUGAGAUGCAGUGCCUCUCCCCUGUUCUCAUUUCCUGGGCUCAGCCCUCUGGCAAGGUCUGAGGUGUGUAGCAGUGUGGAAGGUGGGCCAGAGGAUUUCCCCAAAGAGAGUUAUUGGGUCCUGACUUCUGUCCUCUCUCUUCAAAUACUCACACAGGCCCCAGUGGGUAAUAGCUUGAUAGAGAGGAAUCCGUGCAAGGGUUACUAUCGCUUGUCCCUUCUUACUCCCCUACCCCAACCCCGGGCUCUGGGUAGUUAAGUCUCCUUGAGUCCCACCAGCUACAGACUCAGCCAGGGCUUAGUGGUAAAUGCUCAAGGGGAACCCAAGAGAGACAGACACACUAAAAACAAAACCCCAGAAAGGAAGAGACAAUGCAGAGGAGCUAAGAGGAUAAAAGAUGAAAAAGACUUUUUCAAAUCCAGGAUCAGGCUCUGUUUUCCAUUUAGCCCCCUGUGUCAGAAAGCUUCCCUGGGGGAACCAGAACCACAACCUGAACCCCAGUCUCCCUGAAAGUGCUGCUCUGCCCAUAGCAAGUCCCAGAUGGAGGAAUCUGAGCACAUUUCUGGCUACUUCCUCCUGUUUGGAGCUUGGUGACUCCCACUGUCUUUGGCAAAGGAGUUGUCUAUGUCAGUAACAGUUCUGUAACAGUGUAUUAUAUUCUUUGAAGAUUAGUAGAUCUUUAGAGGGGGGUGGGGCAGGGGGCAAUUUCUAUCGAUUAAGAACCAGUGUUUGUUGUACAGCUGUUGGGGGUCAUCUAUGCCAUGUAAAGCUAUUGUUUUUCUGAAUCUAAUUGUUUCUGAGAUUGUGUCCUCCACCACUCCUGUCUUGGCUGACAUUGAUAUGCCUGCCAGAUUGUCAUCAAGGGUUAUACUUCAAUAAAGGGUGCUAAGGACAAAAAAAAAAAA